Branchiostoma floridae (Florida lancelet) is the source of this 1947-nucleotide messenger RNA. RefSeq names its product protein rolling stone-like. Bases 622 to 1527 code for a protein of 301 amino acids. Lineage: Eukaryota; Metazoa; Chordata; Leptocardii; Amphioxiformes; Branchiostomatidae. The transcript is spliced from 2 exons. Gene Ontology annotation, cellular component: membrane. The record is from RefSeq and is a predicted model, not a curated record.
GGAUGACGUCCUCGCGCUCAUUAAGUUUGAUUUUAGAAAGCCUUGUUGGCUGUGAUGUCAUGUUUUGUCUCGUCACAUAUGGUGUCUGUUUUGAAAAAUGUAGCCAUCUUGUUUUUCACCCUAUCUCACUAUUGUUGCAGUCUGAAGAGGAUGUCGUCCAUAAAAUUUACUUGCUGUGGCCUUAUAAGAUUGCUGAAAUGCCGUAUAUGCUCUGAUUGUUAUCUAAACACGUAACACGUAUUGCUCUGUGCUGAUAUCUUCUAAACAUGUUUUCCACUGUAUGGUCCACUCGGAGAGGCUCAAAUUUAGUACCAAUGUUUAUUCCAUAGGGAAUUUUUCUUGACAUCGACCUACUUUAUAAUCUACAUGGACAAAUGGGGUCUCAAAUCCCUGAAUGGUGCCUUUUAAGCUUUGGCCUGAGGCAACAACUCAAGAAGUGGAAAGACGGGUUUGCUACUGUGACAUUUGCCGCAUAGAGGUCACUGCACAGGUUGCGUUUUCCGGAUCGACUCUGUUAGACGUGUCUUUCUUUGGUUCUCUCUGCUUCCUGUUGUUUAGGAGGUUGAAAUCGUCCGCCUUCUAUGUUGUAAACUUCAAUAACGGCAAGAUUAAAGAUUGCUGAUGUUAUAUCCACAAGGUGCCACGAUGUUCCGGCUGUUGACUUCUUUUGUUAGGCUGUUUUCCUUGGAGCACCACGACAGGGCGGCAUUCUACACCUCACCGGUUCUGAAGAAUCAGGCGAUUUUCGUCCUCUAUCGAGUCCUGGCGGCCGGCGUUUGGGGCUCUUUCAAUGUCUGGUCUCUACUGAACGCCCUGUUGAACCAGAAUUGGCUGUGGUUUGCUAGACUCACUCACUGGACCAUGAUUCUUCUCACGGCUCACCUCGUCUUCAGUGCCGUCCUGGCGUGGAAACAUCUUUGCGAGAAGAAACACAACAAGAAACCUGUACCACAAGACACAGCACAAGACGACAACAUGAGUUCUUCUCGCGAACUUAAGACUUCUGAAGACAACGGUAGUAAAUUAACGUGCUGCAACAAGACAUCUUGGGUUCUUUUUAACCUGGCUAGCGCUUCUUCGUUUUGUGUCACGUCGCUGUACGUAACUCUGAUCGCUACUCCACGUCAUUUUGUCGGAGUCAUGGAACAUAUUAUCAACAGUGUUAUAGUCGUUGUAGAUAUCGUAGUGAAUGGAAUACCGGUGAAGGUGCACCAUUUUGUUUACCCCAGUUUAGUAGGAACCGCUUAUGCAGUCUUCUCAAUGAUUUAUUGGGCACUGGGUGGUCUUGGAAAAAACGGGGAAACUUUUCUCUACCCUCCGCUUAAAUAUGAAAAAGAACACAGGGCGAGGACUCUAUGUUUCAUUGCUGUGUGCCUGGUAUUUGUACUGCCGUUGUUACAAGCGUUGUGUUGUGCCUUGCGCCAUCUGAGGUCAAGACUUAUUGUAGGAUUAGCUCCAAACGUAGGAAUUUUGCAAUUUUCUCCAGAAAAGGAGGCUAACAACCAGUGUAGCUAUAUGCACGUUUAGAAUAGUCAGUUAUUGACACCGCUUACAAUGUACCAAAUAGACAUGAUAAGAUAUCAAGGGAGGGUCGGCAACACAAAAACAUACUUAUAGUUUCGUUGGCUGUUCUAAAAUAGGAAUGAACUUUAUUGCUUGACAAUCGCACAUGGCAACAAUUUCUAAACAACAAUACCUGAAUAACUACAUGGCGGAAUAAUCUAAUCCUACAUUUAGUAAAUACUAUCGAUAAUAGUUUAUGAGCAUAUCAUAGAUACGUAUGGAUGAGCUAGUCUUAUGUUUGGAAUGAAAUACAUGUAUAAAGAAAUUGACCUAUGUAGGCAGAUAUACGAUUUUUCCAGAUAUUUAGUAACUCUUGGUUGCUAGAUAAGUUUUUAACUUGGUUUGCGCUCUCCCUAAUCUAGGACAUGAAGUUGAAACAAGUAA